AUGUCGCCAGUCUACUCCGUCUUGCUGGGACUCCUUGCGUUCCCGUUUGCGUACGCGGCAGUCGUGACCCUAUACCACGUCGAGCAAGUUGUGGAAGGCCUUGUGAGCGCAGAGAGCGCGGUGUCCACCCUGGGGCUGUCCGCGAUCGGAACAGGGGAGAACGGCAUGACGCGCUAUGCGAUGCAAUAUAUCAACAGUCUGGCUGUAAACUAUCGAACGGACAGGACAGUAACACUUUGGAGUGAGCCAAUCACCUUGAAUGCCAAUUGGGAGGAAGGCGCCACUGAGUACCGUUUAUCUAACCCCACCAUGAGCACAGUGACGCUGCCUAGCGGCCAGAGGGUCUAUUUUGCCGCAGUCGAUAAGAAGUGCUGGUUCGACAUUCCCAACCAGAAUGGCUCAUGUGUGGUAGUACAGCGGCUUGAGGGGUUCCCGGCAGCCGUGACCCCGACUGCGAUCCGAGAGUUCACCACAUCGUACACGGGACGACUCCUCCCUUGGGCGACAAUCGAAGCUUUGCCAACCGCCACGGCCAGCGGCUCGCUCUCCUCGUUAGCUGGGGCGUAUGGGCUCCUCGGCACUAUAAUCGCUGGAGCAAUUGGGGCGUUGAAUUCCGUAUAA
Cyclocybe aegerita is the source of this 621-nucleotide messenger RNA. NCBI's taxonomy places the organism in Eukaryota, Fungi, Basidiomycota, Agaricomycetes, Agaricales, Hemipholiotaceae. The record is from the annotation of a GenBank genome assembly.